UCCCCGGCUCGGCGGCGGCCGCCCCCGCCGCUGCCCCGCAGUGCCCGGCGCGAUGCUGCGCUGUGUGCCGCCGCUCUGGCGCUGCAACCGGCACGUGGAGGCCUUGGACCGGCGGCACUGCUCGCUCCAGGCCGUCCCCGAGGAGAUCUACCGGUACAGCCGCUCGCUGGAGGAGCUGCUGCUGGACGCCAACCAGCUCCGGGAGCUGCCCAAGCCUUUCUUCAGGCUCCUGAACCUGCGGAAGUUGGGUCUGAGUGACAAUGAAAUCCAGAGGCUUCCCCCUGAGGUUGCCAACUUCAUGCAGCUGGUGGAACUGGACAUCUCCCGUAAUGACAUUCCAGAAAUUCCUGAAAGCAUCAAAUUCUGCAAAUCCCUGGAAAUCGCAGACUUCAGUGGGAAUCCUCUCUCCAGGCUUCCAGAGGGCUUCACUCAGCUUCGUAGCCUGGGACACUUGGCCUUGAAUGAUGUGUCCUUGCAGAGCCUCCCCAAUGACAUUGGGAAUUUGGCAAACCUGGUGACUUUGGAGCUCCGUGAGAACCUGCUGAAGACUCUCCCCACUUCACUCUCCUUCCUUGUCAAGUUAGAGCAGUUGGAUCUUGGUGGCAAUGACCUGGAAGUGCUGCCAGACACUCUGGGAGCUCUUCCCAACCUGCGUGAGCUUUGGUUGGACCGGAACCAGCUCUCGGCUCUGCCUCCGGAGCUGGGCAACCUCCGCCGCUUGGUCUGUCUGGAUGUGUCAGAGAACAAGCUGGAGCAGCUGCCCAACGAGGUCAGUGGGCUGGUGGCACUGACUGACUUACUGCUGUCACAGAACCUCUUGGAAUGCAUUCCAGAUGGGAUUGGUCAGCUGAAGCAGCUCUCCAUCCUCAAGGUGGACCAGAACCGGCUGACAGAGGUGACAGAGUCGAUUGGGGACUGUGAAAAUCUGUCAGAACUCAUCCUGACAGAGAACAUGCUGACAGCCUUACCCAAGUCCCUUGGCAAGCUGGCCAAGCUGACCAACCUCAACGUGGACCGGAACCGUCUGACAUCCCUUCCAGCUGAGAUCGGGGGCUGUGCCAACCUCAACGUCCUCUCCCUGCGUGACAACCGCCUGGCCCUGCUCCCACCAGAGCUCUCCAACACCACUGAGCUCCACGUCCUGGAUGUGGCUGGGAACAGACUGCAGAACUUGCCAUUUGCUUUGACAAACCUAAACCUGAAAGCCCUGUGGCUGGCAGAAAAUCAGUCCCAGCCCAUGCUGAAAUUCCAAACAGAGGAUGAUGAAAAGACAGGAGAGAAAGUUCUGACGUGCUACCUGCUGCCCCAGCAGCCCUCCCCAAGCUUGGAGAACCUUCUGCAGAACAGUGUGGAUGAGAGCUGGACAGACACCAAUUUAAACAGAGUCAGUGUGAUUCAGUUCCUGGAUGAACCCAAAGUAGAUGAUGAAGAGGAGUCUGGAGCUGAGAGACGGGGUUUGCAGCGCAGAGCAACCCCUCACCCCAGUGAGCUGAAGGUCAUGAAGAAAGUGAUUGAAGUUCGGCGCAGCGAGGCCCACGCGGCAAAGGCUGAUCCUGAGCUGAGCUCCCCCACCUCAGAGGAGAGGAGGCUGAGUGCCAUGUCGAGUCGCAGCGAGGACUCCCACCUCUCCAACAGCACCGAGGUGAGGGCAGAGGAGGAGGCAGAGAGGACGUGGCCAAACGGGCAGGUCCCUGAGCUGCAGGAGAAAGAAGCAAAGCCCAGAGCUGAGGAAGAACGUAAGGAACCUGCUGACCAAGAGGAGGAAGAUGUGGAGGUGGAAUACAAUGAGCCCACUGUACACUUUGCUGAGGACACCCUGAUCCGGAGUGAGGAUGAGGAUGAGGAUGAGGAGAGACCCUUCCCUGUGGAGAAGCAGAGGCUGAUCCGCAAGGACACCCCCCACUACAAGAAACACUUCAAGAUCACAAAGCUGCCCAAGCCAGAGGCAGUGGUGGCACUGCUGCAGGGGCUGAGCAGCGAGGGGGUCCCCAAAGAGGAAGAGGAGUUGGGAGGCUGCAGGAACAACGGGGAGCCCGAGGAUCAGGAGGAAACCUGGGAUGAGGAGGAGAGAAAGAACGGAGCUUUGUCUGCUCAGCCAUCGGUGAAGGGGGUGUCGUUUGAUCAAGCCAAUAAUCUGCUGAUUGAACCUGCUCGCAUUGAGGAGGAAGAGCUGACUCUGACCAUCCUGCGGCAGACGGGGGGGCUGGGGAUCAGCAUCGCGGGGGGCAAGGGCUCCACCCCCUAUAAGGGUGACGACGAGGGAAUCUUUAUUUCCCGCGUGUCAGAAGAAGGUCCUGCAGCUCGUGCAGGGGUUCGUGUUGGGGACAAACUUCUGGAGGUGAAUGGCGUGUCCCUGCACUGUGCUGAGCACCAGGUGGCCGUGGAAGCUCUGCGUGGCUCCGGCAGCUCCGUGUCCAUGCGUGUCCUGCGGGAGCGGAUGGUGGAGCCUGAGAACGCCAUCACGGUGACAGCGCUGAGGCCCGAGGAUGACUACAGCCCCCGGGAGAGGAGAGGGGGGCUGCGCUUCCCCGAGAGACCCCCGGGGACACCCCCCACCCAGAGAUACUCCACCUGCCUGAUGCGCAACGAGAAGGGCUUGGGCUUCAGCAUCGCUGGGGGGAAAGGCUCCACACCCUACAGGGCUGGGGACACGGGAAUCUUCAUCUCCCGGAUCGCAGAGGGGGGUGCAGCCCAUCGGGACGGGACCCUGCGCGUUGGAGAUCGGGUCAUCUCGAUCAAUGGGGUAGAGAUGACAGAAGCCAGGCAUGAUCAGGCAGUAGCCCUGCUUACUGCCUCCUCCCCCACCAUCGUGCUGCUGGUAGAGAGAGAGGGGGGAGAGCAGCCCAGCGAGGGAGAGCCCACCCUGCCCCGAGGCCGCAUGCACUCCCCACCACCACCCCCCAGCCAUGGGGAGAGCCCUCCAGAGGAGACUCCUGCCCUGCAGAGGAACCACCUGCCCAAAGGCCUGGAGGACCAGUAUCCCAUUGAGGAAAUUCACCUUGUAAAAGCAGGUGGUCCCCUGGGGCUCAGCAUCGUGGGAGGCAGUGACCAUUCCAGCCAUCCCUUUGGGAUCCAUGAACCUGGGGUCUUCAUCUCAAAGGUCAUUCCCCGGGGGCUGGCGUCUCGCAGCGGGCUGCGUGUGGGGGACAGAAUCCUGGAGGUGAACGGGAUCGACCUGCGCCACGCCACGCACCAGGAGGCUGUCAAUGCUCUGCUCUCCAACACCCAGGAGCUCUCCAUGCUGGUGAGGAGGGAUCCACCCCCACCUGGCAUGCAGGAAAUCUGCAUUGAAAAGGCCCCAGGAGAAAAGUUGGGGAUCAGCAUCCGAGGGGGAGCAAAAGGCCAUGCUGGAAAUCCCUUUGAUCCCACUGAUGAGGGCAUCUUCAUAUCCAAGGUGAGCUCCUCGGGGGCUGCAGCCCGGGAUGGUCGCCUGAAGGUGGGGAUGAGGAUCCUGGAAGUGAAUCACCAGAGCCUGCUGGGCAUGACCCACACGGAAGCCGUGCAGAUCCUGCGCAGCGUGGGGGACGCGCUCCUCGUCCUGAUCUGUGAUGGCUUUGAUCCCAAGGCUGCAGCUGCCAUUGAGAUGUCCCCAGGAGUUAUUGCAAACCCUUUUGCUGCUGGGAUCGGGCGCAAGAACAGCCUGGAAAGCAUCUCCUCAAUUGACAGGGAUUUGAGUCCUGAAGAACUGGAGAUCCUGCAGAAGGAGAUGGAAAUGGUGAGAGAAGCAACUCAGUGGGAGAGAGAAGAAAUGGAGAAAGUGGAAUGGAUGCGUAGGGAGCGGGAGGCAGCAACACAGCAACUUGAGGAGGAGGUGGAGAACAUCACCACUGAACCUUUGAAGUUGGACUACAGGACCUUGGCUGCUUUGCCCAGCAGUGGUUUGCAGAGAGUCAACCGUGCUCUUCUUUACUAUAGUAGGGCCAGCUCCAGAGCAGAGGGUGCCAGCGCUGUGCUGGACGCCCGGGAUCCAUCCCCGGAGCCGCCUGCAGGCCCCGGCAUGGCCGCCGCCCUCCCUCCUCAGGAGCCUCCGUCACCCGGCGAGCUGCCGAGCGGGGCGGGAAGGCCCCCCCGGGACCCCGCGGGUUCCCCCCUCUCCCAGGAGCCGCCAGAGCCGCCCGAGCAGGAGUGUCUGAUCGACUCUCAGCCCAUCCUCUUCAGUCAGAACCCCUUCGUGGUGGCCAACCGUGAGGGGAAGGCGGCGGGCAAGGCGCGCCUGGGGGGCCCUCCCCUGGGCUAUGGCCGGGGGGGAGUGCUGAAGACCAACCCCUACUCCAAGGCUCCUGUGGGUGAGUCUGGGACAGGAAAUUCCAAGCGUGAGACCCCCUAUUCUCCUAAUAAUCAUCAGCUGCCCCCAGCCCCUCGGCCCACGCACCUGGCGGGCAGGGAGACGCGAUUUGCAUCCAUUGCCUUCACCACGGCGCAGGAGGAGAGCAGAUCAACCAAGCCCGGUGUCAUUCAGCCUCUCGCCCGCCUGCGACCCAGCGCUGCCCCCCAGAAUCCGGAGGAUGGGGACAGCCCCAACCCCUUCCAGCACCCCGAGCUCUGCAGCAGCACCCACACCUCUCAGAAGCCACCUUCCCCACCCUCUCCUGAUGAGAUCCCCAUCAAUGUCAAGCAGGCAUACAAGACCUUUGCAGCAGUGCCCUUGUCACACCCUCUGCUCGAGGCCCAGGAUUUGCCUGGUCAGACCAACACAGAGAAUCCCAGAAGUGCCCCGGAGGUGGGCAGGCUCAGCCCUGGGGGGCUGCACAGCCCCGAGCAGAGGUCAUUCCGCGAGAGGCAGAAGUACUUUGAGAUGGAGGGGAAGCAGCAGCAGCUGGAGAAGCCUCCCAAGAGGGUCUCCUUGGUAGGAGAGGAUGACCUGAAGAAGAUGAAAGAAGAGGAAGCUCGGAAGCUGCAGCAGAAACGUGCCCUGCUCUUGGAGGAAGAAGCAGAAGAGGAGGAGAUGGUGAGACAGGCCCUGAGGUGCAGUCGAGUUGUCAUCAUCGAAGGAGUUGAGUACAAGUGGAAAGACUGAAUGGAAGGAGUCUCCAUCCUCCAGCAGCUCGGCCUUCUGAGGUGACUGAGAACAGCAGCUCACAGAGGAAUUCACUGGAAGAUGGAAUCAAACCUGAACAAAGAACCAACUCCAC
Molecule: messenger RNA, 5132 nt
Organism: Calypte anna (Anna's hummingbird)
Lineage: Eukaryota; Metazoa; Chordata; Aves; Apodiformes; Trochilidae
Gene: SCRIB
Product: scribble planar cell polarity protein
Exons: 39
Coding region: 53-5017 (1654 amino acids)
Biological process (GO): neurotransmitter receptor transport postsynaptic membrane to endosome; neurotransmitter receptor transport, endosome to postsynaptic membrane
Cellular component (GO): adherens junction; postsynaptic density; postsynaptic membrane
Molecular function (GO): protein binding
Source: RefSeq, a predicted model, not a curated record